Messenger RNA from Marmota monax (woodchuck), 8212 nucleotides. It is a transcript of the gene Nrk, whose product is annotated as Nik related kinase. The record is from RefSeq and is a predicted model, not a curated record. Gene Ontology annotation, biological process: protein phosphorylation. The coding region runs from base 327 to 5132 and encodes 1601 amino acids. The transcript has 30 exons. Lineage: Eukaryota; Metazoa; Chordata; Mammalia; Rodentia; Sciuridae. Gene Ontology annotation, molecular function: ATP binding; protein kinase activity.
CCCUGAAAGAGGCGCACCCUGCUGGGGCAGACACUGCGCUCUCGCGGCGGAGCACCCCUCUAGCUUCUUCUCCAGUACCGAGGCUCUCAAACUCUCCUCUUGCCUUAACCAAACUUGCUUUCCCGCCUCUCAAACUCCAGCUUCCCUCCACUCCCAGCUCUUUUCCCUCCACUUUCCACUCCUCUAUCUCCCACUCCACAAACCCCAAUCCCCACUCCUUUCUCCCGCCAUCCCCUUUCCUCUCCCUUCCCUUCAACUUCUCGUCAGUUUCCACUGACACCCGGUGCGCUCCCAAGUCAGUAGCCCGCUCCUGCUCCUCUGAAGCCAUGGCGGGACCGGGGGGCUGGAGGGACAAGGAGGUCACAGAUCUGGGCCACUUGCCGGAUCCAACUGGAAUAUUCUCACUAGAUAAAACCAUUGGCCUUGGUACUUAUGGAAGAAUCUACUUGGGACUCCAUGAAAAGACUGGUGCAUUUACAGCUGUUAAAGUGAUGAAUGCGCGUAAGACUCCUUUACCUGAAAUAGGAAGGAAGGUGAGAGUGAAUAAAUAUCAAAAGUCUGUUGGAUGGAGAUACAGCGAUGAGGAAGAGGAUCUCAGGACUGAACUCAACCUUCUGAGGAAGUACUCUUUCCACAAAAACAUUGUGUCUUUCUAUGGUGCAUUUUUCAAACUGAGUCCUCCUGGCCACAGGCACCAACUUUGGAUGGUGAUGGAGUUAUGUGCAGCAGGCUCAGUCACUGAUGUAGUGAGGAUGACAAAAAAUCAGAGUUUAAAAGAAGAUUGGAUUGCUUAUAUCUGCAGAGAAAUCCUUCAGGGCUUGGCUCACCUUCAUGCACACCGAGUAAUUCACCGGGACAUCAAAGGUCAGAAUGUGCUACUGACUCAUAAUGCUGAAGUAAAACUGGUGGAUUUUGGAGUGAGUGCCCAGGUGAGCAGAACUAAUGGACGAAGAAAUAGCUUCAUUGGGACACCAUACUGGAUGGCACCUGAAGUGAUUAACUGUGAUGAGGACCCAAGACGCUCCUAUGAUUACAGAAGUGAUGUAUGGUCUGUUGGAAUCACUGCUAUUGAAAUGGCUGAAGGUGCUCCACCUCUGUGUAACCUUCAGCCUUUGGAAGCCCUCUUCGUUAUUUUGCGGGAAUCUGCUCCCACUGUCAAAUCCAGUGGAUGGUCCCGCAAGUUCCACAAUUUCAUGGAAAAGUGCAUGAUAAAAAACUUCCUGUUUCGCCCUACUUCUGCAAACAUGCUUCACCACCCAUUUGUUCGGAACAUAAAAAAUGAACGCCAUGUUGUUGAGUCAUUAACAAAACAUCUUACUGGAAUCAUUAAAAAGAGACAGAAAAAAGGGAUACCUCUGGUCUUUGAAAGAGAAGAAGCUAUUAAGGAACAGUACACCAUGAGAAGAUUCAGAGGGCCCUCUUGUACUCAUGAGCUUCUGAGAUUGCCAACCAGCAGCAGAUGCAGACCACUUAGAGUCCUGCAUGGAGAACCUUCUCAGCCAAGGUGGUUACCUGAUCAAGAGGAGCCACAGAUCCAGGCACUUCAGCAACUACAGGGAGCAGCCAGGGUAUUUACACCACUACAGGCUCAGGACAACACACGUAGGCCUCCACAAGGGCAGGCUCAGGCACCUCAACGACUACAUGGGGCAGCUCAGGUGUUUAUGCCACUACAGGCUCAAGUUAAGUCUAAGUCAUCUAAGCCUUUGCACAUGCAGAUGAAGGCACCUCCACGACUUCGGAGGGCAGUCCAGGUGGUCAUGCCACUACAGGCUCAGGAUGAGGUUCCUAAGCCUCUACAGGUUCACACCCCAGAACCCAAAGAGCAGCAGACUCAGGCCCACAUCCAGAGCCAGGCAUCAGAACAGCCUCAAGAUCUAGAUCAGGUGCCAGAGGAAUUUCAUGGGCACAAUCAGGUUCCUGAACAACAGCAAAGGCAGGGCCAGGCUGCUGGACAACAGCAGAGGCAGAAUCAGGUCCCUGAACAGCAUCUGGAGCAAAACCAGGCACCUGAACAGCCAGAGGUACAGGAACAGGCUGCUGAGCCUGCACAGGCAGAGGCAGAGGGGGAGGAACCUGAGUCAUUGAGAGUACAUGCCCAGGUGUUCCUGCCUCUACUGUCACAGAACCACCAUGUGCUGUUGCCACUACAUUUGGAUACUCAGGUGCUCAUUCCAAUAGGAGAGCAAAAUGAAGGGUCCUCUCAGGCACAGGGCUGGGCACUAGAGCCCUCACAGGCAGUUGACUCAGUUCAAGCACUGAUAGAAGGACUAUCAAGAGACUUGCUCCGAGCACCAAACUCAGAUAAUUCAAAGCCACUUGGUCUGCUGCAAACCCUGAUGGAAAACCUGUCAUCAAACAUGUUUUACUCUCAACCAGAACAGGCUCGGAAGAAAAAAUCAAAAGUUUCUAGUCUAAGACAAGCUCUGGCAAAAAGACUGUCACCAAAGAGGUUUAGGAUAAAGUCAUCACGGAAACAUGAAGAAAUUGAACUCUCAGAUUUAGAAGCUUGCAGGCAAAGGCGCCAACGCAGAUGGGAGGACAUCUUUAAUCAGCAUGAGGAGGAAUUGAGACAAGUUGAAAAUGACAAAGAAGAUGAAUCAUCAGACAAUGAUGAAGUAUUUCAUUCAAUUCAGGCAGAAGUACAAAUAGAACCAUCACAGCAACAUGAUCCAAACCCUAGAGAAGAUGAGGUCCAAGAGAUGCCAGCUUCCGUGCCUUAUAACCAGGAAUGUCCACAACGUCCACACCGUGUCAAGUUCAAUUCAAGUGUUCCUCCACCAUCUCUUUUGGAAGAAGCUCAGCAGCCCAUUGACAUCAGACAAAGGAGUUCACAAAAUCUUCAAAUUUGCCCAGAAGCAUCAGAAUCAUCUUCUGAGGAGGAGAGUCCUGUGAUUGGGAGGAGGUCUCAGUCAUCACCACCUUAUUCUACUAUUGAUCAGAAGUUGCUAAUUGAUGUCCAUGUUCCAGAUGGAUUUAAAGUAGGAAAAAUAUCACCCCCUGUGUACUUGACAAAUGAAUGGGUGGGCUAUAAUGCACUCUCUGAAAUCUUCCGGAAUGAUUGGUUAACUCCUGCACCUGUCAUUCAGCCACCUGAAGAGGAUGGUGAUUAUGUUGAACUCUAUGAUGCUGGUGCUGAUACUGAUGGCAAUGAUGAGGAUUCUAAUGAUGCUUAUGAAGAUACCUAUGACCAUGCCUUUGGCAAUGAUGACUUGGAUAACCAGGUUGAUCAGGCAACUGGUGUCUGUGAAGCCCAUGAUGUUGGUGACAACAGGGAUGUAUCUGGUGAUGACAUAAAUGAUAAUUAUGAUGAUGCUCCUAAUUGGUCAAGGGCAAGCUAUGGCAGAGAUGGAAGGUUCAUGCAAGAAGGUAGUGAUGCAAGUGUUGGAAAUCAAGGAGCCACCAGAGGCUAUGGCUUCUAUAGAGCUAAUAGAAGCCAUGGAAGAAGUGCAGCCAAUGGGGACAAUGCAGCCAUUGGAGACCAGGAAGGACAUGGAAGAGGUAGCAGGAGUAAUGGAAGUAAGGGAGUCAGUUGGGCCAAUAAUGAUUAUGGAGCACUUGGACACAUUGGAGGAGAAAAUUAUUCAGAGAUAGAGGAUCUAGGAUUGGAGAGACCUGUAUUCCAGGACUUUGAACAUCAACAGGAGGAGCCAGAUGGUGAAAGUGAGGCCUCAAAUUCCAUUGCCUCAGUUAGUGUUCCCUCAGCAUUUGAUGAUGAGAAUGACAAUAGGGACAUAUCUGACUCAUCAAUACAAUUGGAUUUUCCUGACAGCCAUUCAUCUCCUUCCAAAGAUUCUGGGGGAGCUGCUGCUGAUGAUUUUGCCAGUGCCAUCUUAUAUGCUGGAUUCGUGGAAGUACCUGAAAAAUCACCUAAGCAACCCUCUGAAGUCAAUGUUAACCCACUCUAUGUCUCUCCUGCAUGUAAAAAACCACUAAUUCACAUGUAUGAAAAGGAAUUCACUUCUGAGAUCUUCUGUGGUUCUUUAUGGGGAGUCAAUUUGCUUCUUGGAACCCGAUCUAAUCUGUAUCUGAUGGACAGAAGUGGAAAGGCAGACAUUACUAAACUUAUAAAGCGACGACCAUUUCGCCAGAUUCAAGUUGUAGAGCCACUCAAUUUGCUGAUUACCAUCUCUGUUUUCGGUGGACACAACAUCUAUAUUUUUUAUGUGGUGCUGAGGAUCGAACCCAGCAUCCUGCGCAUGCCAGGCCGUAAGAACAGACUUCGGGUGUAUCAUUUGACUUGGCUGAGAAACAAGAUUUUGAAUAAUGAUCCAGAAAGUAAAAAAAGACAAGAAGAAAUGCUGAAGACAGAAGAAGCUUGCAAAGCUAUUGAUAAGUUGACUGGUUGUGAACACUUCAGUGUCCUCCAACAUGAAGAAACAACAUACAUUGCAAUUGCUUUGAAAUCAUCAAUUCAUCUUUAUGCAUGGGCACCAAAGUCCUUUGAUGAAAGCACUGCUAUUAAAGUAUUUCCAACUCUUGGUCAUAAGCCAGUGACAGUUGACCUGGCUAUUGGUUCUGAGAAAACACUAAAGAUUUUCUUCAGCUCAGCAGAUGGAUAUCACAUCAUCGAUGCAGAAUCUGAAGUUAUGUCUGAUGUGACCCUGCCAAAUAAUAAUAUCAUCAUUUUACCUGAUUCCUUGGGAAUUGGCAUGAUGCUCACCUUCAACGCUGAAGCUCUCUCUGUGGAAGCAAAUGAACACCUCUUCAAGAAGAUCCUUGAAGUAUGGAAAGACAUACCGUCCUCUGUUGCUUUUGAGUGUUCCCAGCGAACCACAGGAUGGGGCCAAAAGGCCAUUGAAGCGCGUUCUUUGCAAUCAAGGGCUCUGGAAAAUGAGCUGAAACGCAGAUCAAUUAAGAAACUGAGAUUUCUGUGUACCCGAGGUGACAAGUUUUCAGCAGACACAACAUCUUUGUUUGUUUGUGGUGCUGAGGAUGGAACCCAGGCGGCACCAUGCCAGGCGAGCGUGCUACCACUUGAUCCACAUCCGCAGCCCCGCAUUUUUGUUUUGUUUUGUUUUUCCAGUGGGGCAGGGCUGUUCUUUACCUCUACCCUGCGCAACCGCCACAGCCGUGUUUACUUUAUGACCCUCGGAAAACUUGAAGAGCUCCAAAGCAAUUAUGGUGUUUAAAAGGUUCCAGUGAUUUAUUAUAACAUUUAUAAACAUCACAUAUAUGCAAUUGCAUCUUCAGAUUUUAGAGAUUAAAAUGAGCAUUCAGUUUUAUUGUUAGAGAAAAAUUAAAUCAGAAACUUUUAAUGUAGCUCAGAAUAGUUUUAAUGAGAAUGUAGCUUUACAUAUAAAAUUAACUAUAGCAAGCUCUAUGUACUCCAGUGGUGUACAAUAUCUUUUGCACAAACUUUGUAACUUUUGUUACUGUGAAUUCAAACAAACUCUUAGGACACUUUGGACAGUAUCUGUAUUCAUAUUUACAACAAGGAGUAAAGAAACCUGUCAUAAGUUAGAUUACAAGCAGCAUUGGCCCUGAACAAGUUCUCAGAAAGAUAAAACAAACUACAUGUAAUUUUUCUUAUCAUAUAAAAAAAGUCAGAUUGUGAAAUAAAAAUUGUAGUGAAUAUUUUAUAACACAGACUAAGGUUGAACAACCUGCAUGCCCAGAGAAAAUUAUAGCAAUAAAGAAAGGAAACUCACCCAUUUUCUCACAAUUAAGCCUGCAGUUAGAGACCGGUUAUGUUCUUUUCACUCACGUUAAACUGGUUUUCUCCCUACAGUAAGAAUGAAAUAAAGCCUCAGAUGCUUUCCUCAUAAUUCCCAAAGAUGUGCAAUAGCUGUUUUUACACACCACCAAAUAAUACACUUGUAAGCCUGAAUGCAGGACUGAACUCCAAUACACAUGUACUGUAGAAAGAGUUUUGUUUUUUUUUUUUUUUUAAUACUUUAGGCGUCAAAUUUUAUCCCCAAGAUUGGCUGACUUUUCCAAAAUUAUUAACUACACAAUGGUAGGACCAUCAGACAGCACCAAAUAUUUACCAAAUCUCAGAAUAAAAAUUUCCCUUCAUUUAGUAGGCAAAAUAAAAACAAAACAACAACAUUUUCAACUGCUAAUACUUAAAUUUUCAAAUUAUAUUACUAUAAAAUCAGAAAUUCAUUUGAAAUUAUUUCAGUGAUAAUUCCAUAUGUAAUGACUUAAUGUUGUAAGUAAAGAAAUGAAAAGAUUUUGAAAAAAAUAUAACCUUCUUCAUAUACCUAAUUCUGCAAAAUUAGAGUAGUGAAAGUCAUGCUAGCCCAUCACUCACAUAUAGACGCCAUAAAUAGGUGAUGUUUGGUCACCUAUGGUUACUACUACCUGGUGAAAAGCAUAAUUUCUGCAUAUCCAUCCUCAAUAACACGGUUAGUUCUGGAGCAAUAGAGAAGCAACAGAACUACCACAAAGUAUACCUCAUUAAUAAUUCCUCUAGCUCUGUUCUAAAAUCUGAAGACAGUGCUAGUGGGAUAAUAAUUUUCAAACUACCUGGUUUACCAAAAUAAGAAGCAGCUGACUGUGUGAUUUCAUCAUAGCACAUCAUUUCUUGGCACUUUGCUGCCAGAAAUGAAGAUUUGGAUUUUCCUAACAACUUCUAUCAAGAGUGUAGUAGCUCAAUGUUAAGAAUUUAGGAGAACCUAAAUCCAUGAAUUAAAGUAAUAAAUGUGAUUCACAUUUCUGUUACUGUGAUACAAUAAUGUGAUCCUAAAACUGGCUUAUCCUUGAGUGUUUACAACUCAAAUGACUUUUUUAAAUGAAGUAGUUUUAAAAAGAAAACAAACUUUUAUGUCAAAUCAUUUCCUUAGAAGUAGUCUUCUUUAUUUUAAAUUUGUACACCAAAAGGCCAUGGGGGAACUUUGUGCAAGUACCUCAUUGCUGAGCAAAUGGAGCUUGCUAUGUUUGAAUUUCAAGAUUUUCUCAUUUAGGUAGUAUGUAGAAAAAAAGUAUUUUAAGGAAUUCAUUUUGUUUCUUCAUUAUAUUUACUCAGUGUUAAGCUUAAUAAGUUUUAUCUUAAAAUCAUAGUUUAAGGCAGUAAUACAUUAAAUCUAUCUUAGGAAUUCAACUCCCAUUUGUAUUCUGUGGUAGUUAUUCUAGUAUAUAUACACAAUAAUGAAUGGCAUCUACAAAGUCACCCCAAAGUAACCACAUAAGAGAGAUUGUAAUGUGUAACUGAGCUUUAAUGAAUAAGGUAUCAUGGAAGAAAGGAAACUGGGCACACAUCAAGAAGAGGAGGGAUUCAAAUGUUAGUUAGCCAAACAGAAAGGACCGAAAAUAUUUGAAGCAGUUCAUAGGUGAUGGAUAUUUCCAAUUUUGAUGUAAACUGGUCUGGAAUUUCCAUAUCCUUUGCCAGCUGAAAGAAGAAAGUGAAGGGAAAGUGAAAUUUCAUAGUCACUAUAUUUUGUAACAGAUAGAAGAAAUUAUAUCUGUGCUUUACUAUUGUAGCAGCAGUACUACAAACCCAGCCCAUCACAGAGAUAUGGAAGGGGACUUCUGUAAGCCAAUUUUCCCAGCCCUGUGGUUUGAAGCAUGAAAGUUCUGGCAGGUUGUGAGCAGCACUAGUGAUACAGUGUGGUUUUAUUUUAGCGAGAUUAAUUUUUUCAUUAAAGCCCUUGUUCAAAAUAAAAGGUAAAAUUAAAAAUAUGGAAAAUCUAGAAAAUUUUGGAUGAAUAGGGCUGAUAAAAUCUGAGUAGUUGAGUCAGUUGAAAUAAGGUAAGAUCCUCAGAAGAACAAAACAAAGGAAUAAUCAUUAAGAUGUUAAAAGAAGCAAAGCAGAAUCACACAAGAACACACACACAUACACACACACAUACACACACAUACACACAUAUAUACACACAUACAUACACAUAUACACACACAUACACACAUACACACACAUAUAUACACAUACACACACACAUACACACAUAUACACACACAGAUACACACACAUAAUAGAAUGCAUAAGUUUAAUGUUUUUCAUAAUGCUAAUUUUGAAACAAAUUAAUCCCUGCCAAAACUUCUGCCAAAAUUCAUUUAGUUGAGACACUAUAAAAUGAGGACUAAUGCUACACACAUUCAAUGGGAUAUUUUAAGUACUCUUCAAUUUGUUUCAAUAAGUGUGUCAAUUUCAAUUUGUAUUCAAUCUAUACUCUAAAAAUAUCAAAAAAAUCUUUUGAGAAUGGUAAUUGCUUAAUCAGAAAUUCUGUAAUAAAUCAUUGUUCAACUUCUAAAAAUAAAAAUUAUCAAA